Neolamprologus brichardi is the source of this 3191-nucleotide messenger RNA. NCBI's taxonomy places the organism in Eukaryota, Metazoa, Chordata, Actinopteri, Cichliformes, Cichlidae. The record is from RefSeq and is a predicted model, not a curated record.
GUACAGAGUGAAAGAAGGACACAUGGCAAACGGGCUCCUGACCACAAAACCUUUGAGAACCUUUUUACUGGACUGAGGAGGCUGAAGGUUUCCCACUGCAGGCAGAACAGACUCUGUUGGAAGGACUAAAGGUGACUGCAGGUUUUUACCAACAUGGAAAGACCAGACUCUCCUGAGCCUGAGACGAGACUCAGCUCUCCACAGGAAGAUCGCCCUGACUUUAAAAGCAGGAAACUGACUCCUGAUGAGAGGAUCACUGAGACACCAGAUGCCCCUGAACCUGAACCUGGACCCAGCUGUGUGUCUUUGAAGAGUGAUCAGUCAAAGGAUGCCAUCUUUAACUUUAAAGGAACAAAGUCUGCUGCUGCUGCUGCUGAGGAAGCUGAUCAGGAGAGUCUUCAUCAUAAUCAGCAGCAUCAAACUGAUCUGGACUCAAUAUUUAAGAGGCUGGAGGAAAACAUUAUCAUGUUUGUGAAGAACGAGCUAAAGAAGAUGCAGAAGGAUAUGAAUCCAGAUUAUUCAGAGUGUCAGAGGGAUGAAGAGGAGCUGUUGGACAGUGAGGAAGAGAAGCAGAGAAGGAGCAGCAGAGAGGCAUUUCUGAAACUUGCAGUUAACUUCCUGAGAAUGAUGAAACAGGAGGAGCUGGCUGACUUUCUAGAGAGUUUGUUAAAAACCAAACAGGAUGGAAGAAAGCUGCCCAAGACACUGACUAAGAUGUACAUUCACUUCCUGGUGGUUCAGACCAAAGUGAAGAACAUCAAGUAUGAUGGAGGAGCUAAGACAGAUACUCUCUGGAGUCCAGAGAGCAGGAAGAUGGUUGAAGAACUGGGGAAACUGGCAGAGGCCUCAGUGUGCUCAGGAGUGUUCACACAGAUCUUUAAAGAAGAGAGAGGGCUGCACCGUGAGAAGGUGUGCUGUUUUGUCCAUCUGAGUGUUCAGGAGUUUUUAGCUGCUCUUCAUGUCCAUCUGACAUUCACCAACUCUGAUAUCAACCUGCUGGAAGAAGAAGAAGAAGAAACAGCCUCAUUGCAGACUGGAGAAUCUCCAGUAAGACAGUUCUACCAGAGUGCUGUGGACAAGGCCUUAAAAAGUCCAAAUGGACAUCUGGAAUUGUUUCUCCGGUUCCUCCUUGGUCUUUCGAUGCCAUCCAAUCGGGAUCUCCUACAAGGCCUGCACAAACAAACAGGAAACAGCUCACAGAUAAAUCAGGAAGCAGUCAAGUACAUUAAAGAAAGGAUGAAUGGCACUCUCUCUCCUGAAAAAAGCAUCAAUCUGCUCCACUGUCUGAAUGAAUUGAAUGAUGACUCUAUAGUGAAGGAGGUCCAGCAUCAACUGAGUUCAGGACACCUGUCUAAAGUUAAUCUCUCUCCUGCUCAGUGGUCAGCUCUGGUCUUCAUCCUACUGUCAUCAGAAACAGGUGUGGAUGUGUUUGACUUGAGGAAAUACUCAGCUUCAGAAGAGGCUCUUCUGAAGCUUCUCCCAGUGGUCAAAGCCUGUAAGAAAGCCCAGUUGAGUGGCUGUAACCUCACAGAGAGAAGCUGUGAAGCUCUUUCCUCAAUUUUAAGUUCUCAGUCCUCCAGACUGAGAGAGCUGGACAUGAGUAACAACAACUUUCAGGACUCAGGAGUGAAGCUGCUUUGUGUUGGACUUGGGAGUCCUCACUGUAUGCUGGAAACUCUCAGGUUGUCAGGCUGUCAGAUCACAGGAACAGGCUUCACCUCUCUGGCCACAGCUCUGCGCUCCAAUCCCUCCUAUUUGAAAGAGUUGGACUUGAGAUAUAAUCACCCAGGAGACUCAGAAAUGAAGCUUUUGUCUGAUCAAAAGGAGGAUCCACAUGUGAAACUGGAAAUGCUCUGUGUGGAGCCUCAAGGAGUCCAGUGGAUGAGACCAGGUCUAAGGAAAUAUUUCUGUGAUCUGAUGCUGGAUCCAAACACAGCACACAGAAACCUCAAACUGUCUGAUGACAACAAGGAGGUGACACAUGUGGAAGAAGACCAGCUGUAUCCUUAUCAUGAUCUUAGGUUUGAUCACUGGCCUCAGCUGCUGUGUACCAACAGUCUGAGUGGUUGCUGUUACUGGGAGGUCGAGUGGAGAGGAGAGGUUCAUGUUGCAGUAAGUUUUGGAGGAAUCAGACGGAAAGGAGAGGGUGAUGAUGUCAGGUUUGGAAGGAAUUAUCAAUCCUGGAGUCUCAACUGCAGUGAUGAUAAGGGUUACUAUGCAAGUCACAAAUUUGAUUUAAGAGCCAUCCCUUGUCUCUCCUCACCUCUGUCUCACAAAGUAGCAGUGUAUGUGGACUGCUCUACAGGAACUGUGUCCUUCUACAAUGUCUCCUCUGAUAAACUGAUCCACCUGCACACCUUCAACACCACUUUCACUGAACCUGUAUAUGCUGGGUUUAGGGUGAAGCCUGACUCUAGUAUCCACCUCUGUGCUGACUCAGAAUAAUGAACUUACUGUGCAGAGAAAUAUUCUCACAUUGGUAUUUCAUACUUUUCCUCACUUAGUAUAUCAGGUAUACUGUCUCGUACAUAUAUUUGUUUGUUUUUCAGUCCAGAGAUGUUGGAUUAGACUGAUCUUAUUGUCUUUGGUGCCUUUUUUUAAGAGCAGAUAUCAGUUUUUACUUAUAUACUACAGUUUAAUUACCCACAGGACUUUUAGUGCUGAGGAAAGAGGAACUGUAUUUUUAAAUCUGUUGCAUUACUAUCAUCCAUUACUAAAUUUGUUACAUUAUACACAUUUUAAUCAUGCUUAGACUGAUGGAUGAAAUCUUUGGAACAUAUAAUUUAGACAUUUUAGACGUUGUUGGUUAGACUUUGUGAUGAUGAGAGCUGCAGGCUCUAAAUAUUUUGUGUUUAGGCGUCUUUAAUUUUUUACAUUGCAUAACUAUACAUUUGUGUCUCUCUUGUUAUGCAAAUUAAGUAACAUUUCACUACAAUUAGUUCCUGGAGAAAAGCAAUAUCACCACUGUGUGACCAGUUUUCUCAACAACUGAUCUGGAUGGUUCUGGAUCCAUUUAUUUGUCUGUGUUGAUCCAAAUGUAGCUUCUAGUACUGCUGAUACAAGAAGAGCAGCUUAUGGCUAACUGGACGCUGUGGAGACAUCUCUCAUCAGUUCAUAAUAAAUAAAAACAGUCUGACUUAUAUAUGACCUCCAGUCUGUGUUUCUUGACUGAACAGAAACAGUUUUACAAU